AUGGAACUGCAAGAGGAGGAUGUAGAACGCAUCGAUAUCGAUCCGGACGGCGACCUGCUUCUGAUUCUCAAAGCACCACGCGGCCAUGGAAUUAAUUCCACCGAGGCGGAAGACAGCGAUACGAGUACCAGCCAGAACAAUGACGACACAAUCUUAGAGAGAAACGUUGAGAUUCUUGUCAGUUCCUCCGCUUUGAUCACCGCAUCAACCGUCUUCAAAUCCAUGCUCCGAGGCCCUUUCAAGGAAGGCAGCGACCUAGCAGAAGCACGUGGACAUGUGUAUCGCCUGGCACUACCAGAGGACAACGCCAUUGCCACUUUGCUUUUCUGCGAAAUGGUACAUUUCAAAGCAAACAUUCCAACACCCAAUUUGGAACUCAUGGAGCAACUUGCUGCUUUUCACGAGAAAUACCAAUCCACUCACAUUCUUCGCUUCUUUGGAAGCAUGUGGAUUAACGAACAUAGACGGGCUCAACAACUGGAGUCUUCAGAAAGGCAAAAAUGUCAACAAGUGUGUCGCAUGCUUGUCUUUGCAUAUGUGGCGGACAUGGCGCAGGAAUUCAACGAGCUAGCCUGGCAACUUCUUCUUUGCAACGCUGGCCCAAUCGACUCGCAAACCAGUCUUGCUCAGUUCUUGGUCAACCAUCCUCUGAUGCCCAACAGGAUCAUUAAUGCACUUGACGAGAGGCGUUUGUUCAUGGCGGAAGGAUAUUUCAACGCACUGUAUGCCCCCUUCAACAGGCAAAAGUGGCCUCAUGCUGGUACCGGAUGUAAUAGCGAAGUAGCGCCUCCUGAAUUCCUGCUCCUGCGACAUAUCGAGAGCUGCAUGUCCCUGCAGAAAAAUUCGUGGUAUGGAUGCCUUGACUGCCUGAAUGGAGACAAUGGCGCAAACGGAUGUCGCGUCAAACAUGACAAAAUCGCUAUGAAAAAGUAA
This is a messenger RNA of Pyricularia grisea, 933 nucleotides long. RefSeq lists its product as uncharacterized. The coding region runs from base 1 to 933 and encodes 310 amino acids. The transcript has 4 exons. The record is from RefSeq and is a predicted model, not a curated record. NCBI's taxonomy places the organism in Eukaryota, Fungi, Ascomycota, Sordariomycetes, Magnaporthales, Pyriculariaceae.